CUCCUCCUCCUCCUCCUUCUCGCCCUCGCGCAUCUGUUUCUCUUCAUAAUGCUGCCUGUGCUGCAGAGAUGAUGCGUGCUUCGUUUCGUGCCGUGCAGCCACGCGCAUCCCUGACCCAUGCGCUCCUUACUAGGCCUCCUGUCAUCCUUCCUUUCAUAAAGGGCCCUAUCGCUCGAUUGAGUAGUACUACUCCUCCUCCUCCUCCUCCUCCUCCUCCUUCUUCUCAGAUCUCAUCCGUCGAGAGUGGACAUAUUGAUCUGAAGGAUGAUGAGGGGCUUCUUUUUGUAAAUAAUAUAUUCCCGUCAAAGCUACAGUGGCUGUUGCAAGGACCUCUGAGCGGAACUCGAGCCUAUGAAGAGGCAUUGAAGCGGAUCGACAGACCCCAUCUUGCGGCAUCAGACCCCUUGCGCAUCAUCCGUCGGGUUUUCCCGCAGGGCUUGGAUAUCGACAUCCGGGAGGUUAUCCCACGCUUUAGAGAAGGCGGCGCGUUCGUGAAGUACACGCGCAAGGACGGUGUCCCGGACACUGACAUCGUAUCCGCGAUCCAGAAUCAUCUGGAGGAACAACCCAUUCGGCCCUGGUUCAAUCCGUUUCAGCAGGUCAAGGUUGCUCACGUCCAUGGUAGGCCAUGGAUCGAGGAUUUGUAUCGCAUCCCAAGCCAGCGGCUGCGGGUGGAAUUCCUGCCAGCCUCCGAUGGAACCGCGGCGGAGCUGUCCACGGAAACUUUAUAUUCUCUCUUCCGCAGAUAUGGCAAGCUGAGGGACAUCGACAGGCAGCCGUCUGAUUCAAAGAUCAUUCCGAGAUACGCUUUCGUGGCAUUUUCUCGCCCCAAGUACGCAGUCAUGGCCAAGAACUGCAUGCAUGGGUUCACCAUCUAUGAGGAGGAGCUCGGCAAUAAGGCAGGUACACGAAUCAAGAUCAAGUACGAGCGGAAUAUCAAGUUGUCGGUCAUCAAGGACUGGAUCCUGAACCACCCGAGGAUCGUGAUCCCGGCCAUCGCGGCGCUUGUUGCUGCCAUCACUGUGACUGUUUUCGACCCGAUCCGUACAUUCUUCGUUGAAAUGAAGAUAAAGGCUACCUUGCAAGCGGAGGAGAGUAGUGUCCUUCGAUGGAUCAGGAACCAAGCCAACAAAGCCAAUAUUAUAUAUUUCGGGCGCCGUAAAGCUGACCCUCGCCGGCUCACUGCUAUCUGGGAGGACCGCCAGGGCGAUAUCAAACAGCUGCAGUCCUGGCUGAUGGAAAAUGCCGAGACCUUCAUCGUCAUCCACGGGCCCCGUGGUACAGGCAAGCGGGAGCUCGUGUUGGAUCGGGCUCUGGAGAACUACAAGUACAAGGUUGUCAUCGACUGCAAGCAAAUCCAGGACUCGAAAGGCGACACCGCGAAGAUUGCCCGUGCUGCCAGCCAAGUGGGUUAUCGGCCGGUGUUCUCAUGGAUGAACAGUAUAAGCAGCUUCAUCGACCUGGCUGCCCAGGGUAUGAUUGGCACCAAGGCCGGGUUCUCCGAAACCCUGGAUGCCCAACUCAGCAAGAUCUGGCAAAAUACUGCCACUGCCCUAAAGAAGGUCGCAUUGUCCAACCGGAAGAAGAAUGACAAAGAAGAACACCUCUCGGAUGAAGAAUACUUAGAGGCUCAUCCCGAGCAGCGUCCUGUGGUGGUCAUCGACAACUUCUUGCACAAUGCCUCGGAGGACAGCGUGGUAUACGACAAGAUCACGGAGUGGGCUGCGGGCCUGACGACGGGCAACAUUGCGCAUGUGGUGUUUCUCACGACUGACGUUUCCUUCGCCAAGCCUCUGAGCAAAGCGCUGCCAAAUUCCGUGUUUAGAACCAUCUCGCUGGGCGAUUGCUCCCUUGAAGUGGGAAGAAAGUUUGUGCUCAGCCAUCUGGACUACGAUGCGAAGAAUGGCGGCAAGCAACAGAAUGUAGGAGACCUGGGAGGCCUGGACAGCCUGGACAGAUGCAUUGAAGUACUGGGUGGUCGAGUGACCGACCUCGAAUUUAUGGCACGGCGUAUCGAGGCUGGAGAAACUCCCCGAGCGGCCGUCAAUCGCAUCAUUGAACAGUCUUGCUCCGAGAUUUUGAAGAUGUUCGUCUUGGACCCCGACAUUGGCUCCAAGCAGUGGAGUCACGAACAGACUUGGCAUCUGAUCAAGACGCUCGCCAACUCCAAGGAUGGGACUCUCCCAUACAACCAAGUCCUUCUUUCCGACCUGUUCAAGGAAAACGGCGAGGCCACCCUCCGGGCCCUGGAACAGGCCGAGCUGAUCUCCAUCGGGUCCGUCCACGGCUGCCCUGACGCGGUGAAGCCAGGCAAGCCGGUCUAUCGGGCCGUUUUCAAACGACUGACGGAAAACAAGACCCUGAGCAGCCGCCUGGACCUGGACAUCCUCAAGCAGCUUACAAGCGACGAGAACAAAAGCAUUGGCAAAUAUGAGCAGGAGCUGCAGUUGCUGGGGUCGCUACCCAAGCAGCCUUGGGAGCUGGCCGAUCGGAUCCGGUGGCUCCUGCAGAAGGUCUCCAGCUCUCAGGACAAGGUCAGCCGCCUGGGAUGGCCCGGGAUGAUCGCCCUGCUGGUCUUCGUCUGCGUGGCCACGCGCCUCAUCACCGGGUUCCAGAGCCGUGCCCGUCGUGCCCCGGAUGGGGGACAGCCACGCCCCGUGAGGACGGUGCCGUACUGGAUCCCCUGGCUGGGACAUGGCCCUGCCUUCGCCUGGAAUCAUGUGAACCUCAUUCAAAAAGCCAGAGAGUCAAUGAAGGAGCCCGUGUUUGGCAUCCUCAUGGGAGGCACCCAGCACCAAGUCGUGGUGUCUCCAUCCUUGGUCAAGUCGGUGUUCGCCGCCCGAGGUACUAACUCGACAGAUCUGAUCAACUAUGCCUUGGAGAAGAUCUUCGGGGACCGGGGUGUGAUCCGUACCUUGAAUGCGGUAGACCACCAUGCGCUCAACCACAGUCUUCCCAAUCUCCUCAUGCGCGAGCCCUUCCUCUCGGAAGGCACCACCGCGGCCACCCGCCUGAUUGAGCGGGAGGUCCCUAACUUGGUGACCAACUGCCAAAGCAUUGUGGACCAGACGCUGUGGGAGCGUGGCAGCCAGGCCGAAGUGGUUGAAGGGGAGGGCGCGUUGGCCUGCGAGGUCAACCUCUUCGCGCUGAUCAGAAGAUUCGUCGGGCACAUCACCACGGCGAUCUUCAUGGGGGAAUCUCUUGUCGAGGUCUACCCUACUCUGUUGGAGGAUGUCUUCACGCUGGAUAACCAGUUUGUUCCUCUAUCCAUGGGGAUCCCUCGCUUGGCACAUCCGGGGGUAUCGGCAGCGCAUGCUUCACGUAAGAAGCUUCUUGCCGCCCUUACAGCCUAUCACCACGCUUUUGUCUUAUGGGACGAUGGGAUCGACCCCGGUCUCAAAUUCCGUGAUCUUGAUGAUAUCUCCGGACCUGUCAAGGAGAGGAUCCGCAAGUGCAAAGGGCUGGGUCUUUCCGCGAGGGCCAGCGCACCGGUGCAUCUGUCUUUGCUCUGGGCUAUGAAUGGAAACUCCCCGAACGCGGUUUUCUGGCAUCUCCUCCGCAUCUAUGCGGAUCCCUCGCUUCUCAAAACGAUCCGCAAGGAGAUUGCACCUUACGUGAAGAUUUCCCGGCCCACCAGGGAGGAGACAGGCUUCCCCUUCCAGGAGGCCCCCAAGGUUUCCAUCGACGCGGAAGGAUUGGUUAAGUCUUGUCUGUUGCUUAAGGCCAGCUUCUACGAGACCCUGCGCAUGGAUUCGGCCCCGGUGUCCUUCCGAGGAGUCACGUCCGAUUACACGAUCACGGAAUCCGCGGAAGAUGCCGCCCUCGACGGGGUCGCACAACCUCGCUCGUAUGAAAUGAAGAAGGGCGAUAGCAUCGCUAUCCCUCAUGCCGUCAUCCACAACGACCCUCACUAUUUCUCGAAACCUGGCGAGUUCGACCCGUCGAGGUUCAUCGCGACCGAUCCUGAGACUGGCGAAAAGAAGACCAGCGUACACACGAUCAAGCCGUUUGGCGGUGGCGUGUCUGGAUGUAAGGGCCGGGCCUUCGCGGAGAGAAAGCUUCUUGCCUUCGCCGCUGCGAUUGUCGCCAUGUGGGACAUUGAACCGGUUCAGGACGGAGGCUUUACGAUCCCUGACCACCGGCAGUCGGGUGCCGCAUACCUGCCCACGAGAGAUGUCCGAGUGCGCAUGAAGCAGCGCGUUUAAGACGUAAGUCGCAGAUGGGGG
This is a messenger RNA of Aspergillus heteromorphus CBS 117.55, 4226 nucleotides long. RefSeq names its product cytochrome P450. Lineage: Eukaryota; Fungi; Ascomycota; Eurotiomycetes; Eurotiales; Aspergillaceae. The transcript has 5 exons. The coding region runs from base 69 to 4205 and encodes 1378 amino acids. Gene Ontology annotation, cellular component: mitochondrial inner membrane. The record is from RefSeq and is a predicted model, not a curated record. Gene Ontology annotation, molecular function: oxidoreductase activity, acting on paired donors, with incorporation or reduction of molecular oxygen; monooxygenase activity; heme binding.